AUGUCUGCUUUGAAGCCAGGCAAGACAUCUGGUUCCUGUCAGCUGGAGGUGGGAGAAGUGGGCCACUUCCUCCUGGGCUCCCAGAGGGCGGGCCUGGGCCGGCCUGAGGGCUCCCCGGACGCAGUCUGCACAGGCCUCGUGCCACAGGAGACCAGGCAGAGCGCUGAACCUCAGUCUUCUCUUCUGUACAAUGGAAACAAUGCUGCUCUGAGCAGCAGUGUGUACAAGAGCGCCUCGCCCUAUGGCUCCCUCAACAACAUCGCCGAUGGCCUCAGCUCCCUCACCGAGCACUUCUCUGACCUGACCCUCACCUCUGAGACCCGCAAGCCCAGCAAGCGGCCCCCACCCAACUACCUGUGUCACCUGUGCUUCAACAAAGGACACUACAUCAAGGACUGCCCCCAGGCACGCCCCAAAGGCGAGGGUCUGACCCCGUACCAGGGCAAGAAGCGCUGUUUCGGCGAGUAUAAGUGCCCCAAGUGCAAGAGAAAAUGGAUGAGCGGGAACUCCUGGGCCAACAUGGGGCAGGAGUGCAUCAAGUGCCACAUCAACGUGUACCCGCACAAGCAGAGACCCCUGGAGAAGCCCGAUGGCCUGGACGUGUCCGACCAGAGCAAGGAGCACCCCCAGCACCUCUGUGAGAAGUGCAAGGUGCUGGGCUACUACUGCCGCCGAGUGCAAUGA
This is a messenger RNA of Puma concolor (puma), 684 nucleotides long. The record is from RefSeq and is a predicted model, not a curated record. NCBI's taxonomy places the organism in Eukaryota, Metazoa, Chordata, Mammalia, Carnivora, Felidae.